This is a messenger RNA of Salpingoeca rosetta, 7072 nucleotides long. RefSeq names its product PTPRS protein. Gene Ontology annotation, biological process: protein dephosphorylation; protein transport to vacuole involved in ubiquitin-dependent protein catabolic process via the multivesicular body sorting pathway. The transcript is spliced from 9 exons. Bases 155 to 7000 code for a protein of 2281 amino acids. Gene Ontology annotation, molecular function: protein tyrosine phosphatase activity; protein binding. Gene Ontology annotation, cellular component: endosome. NCBI's taxonomy places the organism in Eukaryota, Choanoflagellata, Craspedida, Salpingoecidae. The record is from RefSeq and is a predicted model, not a curated record.
CGACAACAACAGAAGAAGAAGAAAGAACAGAGUGAGUGAGGUGGUGCGAGACGACAGGAGGCAACCAACCACCGCCAGCCAACGACAGCCAGCCAACAAACCAAAGGGCUCAACCCACAUCAGUCAGGACGUGCCGCGGGGGUGAACCUCGAGGAUGAAGAAGGCCGCCGUUCCAGCGAUGCGCCUGGAUGAGGCGUUCAAGACCCCGCUGAAGAUUGGCCACCACGUCGACCUCUCAGCACCAAUCAAGAAGGUGAUCGAGACGGUGUACGAGGAACCAGCAGACAGAUACACACAAGAGCUGCGUGACCUGAAUCUUCUUCGCGCGAAUGUGCUGCGGCCGUCGUACGAUGCGACGUCUGUGGAGCAUCUCAACAACUACUUCUCACAGCUGCAGCCGCUCAAGGCACGGUUUUACCACGACCCGUCUUCAGAAGUGCGCAUCAUCUACACCUGGACAGACACGUUCUCGGACACGACGCAAUCCUCGCACGAGAUUGCGUUUGAGACGGCGUGUGUUGCAUACAACAUUGGUGCUGCGCUCGCCCACAGCGCGGCGAUGUUACUGGAUGGAGCAGCCGCUUCUGCUGUCGACGGCUCACUCAAGGAGGCGAGCACACGCUUCAACCAGGCUGCGGGGGCGUUUAUGAUCGUCAAAAGUAUGGGCGCACAGGCCGAAGGCGAUGUGGCGCCGGAUUCCGCUGCUGUCCUCAUCCACAUCAUGCGUGCACACGCCCACGAGUGCUACCUGAUCAAGGCCAUCCACACCAACAAGUCCAAGGGCACCAUCGCGCGUGUUGCUGCGCAGGUGGCCGAGCUGUACGACGAGGCGCUCAAGGCGCUCGCGUCCGUUCAUGUGGACCAGAAGUCCGCACACCCUUGGCGGCACUGGGCGCUCAUGCUCCGGCUCAAAGCUAUGCUGCACCGCGCAGGCGCGCAGUUCCACAUGAGCGGUGCCUGCAGGCAAACGGAAAAGGCUGGCGAGGAGGUGGCACGCCUGCGCGCGGCCAAGGACCUGUGUGAGGAGCUUCAAUCCGUUGCAAGCAAGGCCAAGAGCGUUGUCAAGGUGGACGCCACGGCAUGCACCACGCUCCUCAACCAAAUCAACGAACGUCUUCCAAAGGCAGAGCGCGAGAACCAGUCCAUCUACAUGGAAGUUGUGCCGGUGGAGGGCAAGCUGCAGGACAUCACGCCAGCAGAGCUCGUCACCACCUCCCCAUAUGAGGUGCCGUCGCCGUACCGCGACGUGCUUGGUCGCCUGCUGCCGCUGCGCACGCAUCUGGUGGCGUCGGAGUUUUCGGAAGCAAAGGCCGCGCUCAUGCGUGACGUCAUGGCCAAGGUCGACUUGCGUAAUGACGAGCUGAAGAAGGCGAUGGAUGCCAUGGACUUGAACGCCGGCGCGUUCCUGGAACGCACAGUCACCAUUCCGCCAGACAUUUACACAAAGGGGUCGAUGCUGCGCGACCCACAGCGAACAACGCCAGCGUCCGCCCGUGAGCGGUUGCACAAGCUGGGCGAGCAGCUGCAACAGCUGCAAGACCGCACACGCAGCCUCUCACGCGAGGUCAAGACGCUCGCCACCCAGCACCCCCGCCACUCAUCCGCAGCCAAAGCGCUGACGAAGGAGAUCAAGGACAAGGAGGCGCGUGUGCGCCAGGCACAGGACGCACGCCACAAGAUGCUGACCACGCUUGCCGAGGUGGAGAGUGACCUGCGUCUGCUCUCUGGUCCGCAUGACGCCCUUCGUCGCAACUUGCCCUCCGCAUCCCUGCUUGACCGCGCGCUGCACGAGGACACACACAAGCAGCGCUUGGAUGAGCUGUUGGGGAAGGUGAAGCACAUGAGGGAGUUGCGAAUUGCACGUGUGAACCAGUUUAAGGACGCCGUCAAGGCCGCCGACAUCACGUCGCAACUCGUUGUUGCCGAGGACCCAAAGGCGGUGAUUGACGCCGAGAUGGAGAAGCUUCAGCAGCUGAGUCAGGAAGUGGAAGGCAACCUCACCUCACAGUCAAAGCUGCUGCCUGUGCUGGUGGAGACAUAUGCAAAGCUGUCCGAGACACGGCGCACCGCGGAAGAGGUGUUGCAGAAGCAGAGGGCAUACGUGGACGGGUUGUUGGCCGCCUACGACACGUUCACGCAGAUAUGCACGUCGCUUGCCCGCGCUGAGGAGUUUGCUGACGGCAUGAAGAAACAGGUGGAGGAGGCCACCACAGCCAAGGAGGCGUUUGAGAAGAAGUGCACUGCUGCUGCUGCUGCUGCUGCUUCCAAAGAGGGUCACAGCAACAGAACGGCCACCACCAAGGACAGCGCCAGCAGCAAGAGCAAGGGUGGUACAGGUGCAACUGCGUCCCUGCUGUCACCGGCAACAGCGGGGGUAAGCGGUGUAGCUGUUGGUCCGUCUGGGCCGCCGCUCUCACCACCGUACACACGUGCGGGCAGCGGGUACGACAACAUGCAGCCACUCAGCGCCUCUGCCAGCAGCAACAGCAGUCACGGUCAUCAUCAUUAUCAGCAUCAUCAUCAUCAUGGCCACCACCAUCACCAUCAUCACCACGAGCAGGAAGCGGAGGCGAAGAUGAAGAAGAACCAGAACCAGCCGGCAAUGCGGCUGAGUGCACACGAUCCCUUUGAGCUGGAGAUGGAUGACGCCGAUCACAGCACCACUGGCACAAGUGGUGGUGGUGGUGGUGGUGGUGCAAACACAGCACCAACAGCACCAACAGCACCAACAGCACCAACACCAGCUGCCACAGCUGCGACAAGAACACAGUCGUCAUCGUCAGCUGCUGGCGGAGGAAAGACGGGUGCACUGAUGCUCCCUGAGCGGCGUGCCAUCACACCCCCACACGCACAGAACACCACGCGCGCCCCCACAGCGACAACAGCGACACCAGCGACAACAGCGACACCCGCGGAUGUGGUGCGGGCGGUGGAGGCAGCACACGCAGACCUGACGAAGCAUAUCGAACGAUUGCGACAGACGGACGCGAGCAACAGCACCGGCUUCGAGAAGGAGUUUGCGCUGUUGCGUUUGGAGGACAUCAAAGUGCACCAGCACACGCCAUGCACCGUCGCAGCUCGCAACAUGGACAAGAACAGGUACAAGGACAUCCUGCCGUACGACAGCACGCGCGUGCGGAUGCUGAAGCCGAUUGCGUCAUCGCAACACGACGAUUACAUCAAUGCAUCGCACGUGCCCUCGCUCCUGCCCGGGUGCCCCGCCUUCAUCUGCUCCCAGGCGCCCACACGGACAACAGCGGGCGACUUUUGGAAGAUGGUUGUGCAGCAGCGUGCACGUGUCGUGGUUAUGGUCACCAACCUCUCCGAGAACGGCCGCAUCAAGUGUGACGAGUACUGGCCGCGGGAUGUCGGUGCCACCAUCAACAUUGGCGAGUCGCCCCUCGGCCACGCUGCAGACGUCACCUGCGUGCACAUGCGCCAGCGCGGCGGGUGGGUUGAGCGCGAUUUCGUCAUUGAGAGCUUCCUCCCCGACCACAGCAAGGUGCAACGACGCGUGACGCAGUUCCACUACACGGCGUGGCCCGACCGUGGCGUGCCAUCAGCACCCACCGUCUUCCUCCACUUCCUGUUUGCCGUCAACAGCCACUACCAGCACGUGCUCGGCGAAUCACAAACAGCGGGUGAGCCCCAGUGCCCGGUUGUCGUCCACUGCAGCGCCGGCGUUGGUCGGACGGGCGUGUUUUGCGCAGCAAUGGCCGUGCUGACACACCUCCCGCACCUCGCGGCAACAGCUGCAAGCGCUGGUGCCGCCACCACAUCCACGUCCCCCUCCACUGCCGCUGUUGAAACUGGCAGCAGCAGUGACACCGGCAGCACUUGUGGUGGUGGUGGUGGUGGUGGUGGUGUGGAUGGCGGCACGCCACGCGUUGACAUCAUGGGCCUUGUGUCGCGCAUGCGCCACUACCGUCGCUUCAUGGUGCAGUCCCUGGCGCAGUUUGAGUUCUGCUAUGCAGCGGCACUGCACCUCACGCAGCAGUUUGUGCGGCGGUUUGGCGAUGAUCGCCAGCGGCUGUCUGCGGCACACACGCACGCGCUGUCAGCACGCACGCCGCAGCAGGCAUCAUUCUCGUCAUCGUCGUCGUCGUCGUUGACGCCAACGCCUGUGCCAAUGCCCAUGGCAGCCAGCGCAGCCCAGCAGCCACAGUAUCAAGACUAUCCCCAACACCACCAGCACCAGCACCAGCACCAGCAGCGAGAGCAGCAGGGUGUCGGUGCUGUUGGCGUUGCGAGCGGCGAUGCAUUUGAACCAGCAGCGAUGGCAGGGUACCUCCCGUCGUCCUCACAGCCAACACCAGCAGCGCCGAUGGCGGCACAGCAGCCACCACCCUCAUCCUCAUCAUCAUCAUCAUCCACUUCAUUCGCAUAUGUCGCAGACACGACAACACCUGGUACCGCCGUGUACGGGGCCACCACGAUGCAUCACGGUGUUGGUGGUGGCGGUGUCGGUGUCAGCAUGGCGGAUUCCCUCCGCGAAACCAUCAACUCGCGUCGCCACAGUCGCAGCGGUCGCACGUCCACCAGUGACAUGCCUGCAGGCACGCUUUCCCUCGAUGGCCUUGAUCUCACAGCCUUUGGCGCGGAUGACGGCGUUGCCGCUGCGAUGGGUGCCAGCGGUGUUGUGGCAGGUGGCACGGGCACGGGUAGGGUGUUUGGUGGUGGCCGUGGUGGCCGUGGUGGCCGUGGCGCGGGUGUUGAUGCUGUCACCGCUGAGCAAACGCGAGAGGCGGAGCGGCUGUCCAGUGUUGGCGAUCUUGACAACGAUGCGCCUCAGCCCAUGGAAUCCCUCCCUGACAUGUCCGUGUUUUCUGGCGUUGCGGAUGUGUUGCGUGUGGACGUGACCUCGCCAGCAUGGCAGCAGUCGUUUGCACCGCACCAGAUGAGCCAGCAGCCAGCACUCCAGUCGCACCAGCAAGAGCCGCAGCAACACGGUGGAGGGGGCGUUGUUGCGACACCCAUGAACCACUAUCCUGCAUCACAACAGCAACAACAACAACAACAACAACAACAACAACAACAACAACAACAACAACAACAACAACAACAGCAGCAGCAGCAGCAGCAGCAACAGGAGGCGGGUGGAGAAGCGGUGACACCGCCAACGACGACAACGACAGCGACAGCGUCAAGCAUGAUGCUGGAAGGGCUGUCACAGUUUGCGGAAUCACAGCUCUCAUCCUCACAACAACAACAACAACAACAACAACAGCAACAACAACAACAACAACAACAACAACAACAACAACAACAACAACAACAACAACAACAACAACAACAACAACAACAACAACAACAACAACAACAACAACAACAACAACAGCCAUGGCGGCAGCAGCAGCAGCAGCAAGAUGGUGUUGGUGACACACCCAGCUCUUACAGCAACUACUACACCUACCAACAGCAGCAGGCUUACCACCAGCCGCAACAACAGCCGCAACAACAGCCACCGCCCCAGGGCCAACCUGUGGGAAACAUCGACUACCUGAGCGAUUCUGCUCCACCACAACAGCCACAACAGCCACAACAGCCACAACAGCCGUCAUCACAACCGUCAUCGCAGUACAUGCAAGCCCCUGUACCGCAACGGCAGCAGCACGACCAGACAUGGUACCAUGACACGCAAGCGCAGCAGCAGCAACAGCAUCCACAACAACAGCUCUAUCAACCACAACCACAACAACAGCCCCAGCAGCAGCAGCAGCAGCAGCAACAACAGCAGCAGCAACAACAGCAGCAGCAGCAACAGCAACAACAACAACAGGACUAUGUAGCUGCGGGGGAGCACCCUGCUUUGCAUGGGGAGUAUCAACAGGACGUGCCUGUUCCCACAAGUGUUGUGGCGUCCAUGUCAACAAGCCAGUACGCGUACAACACAUACGCAGCCCAUGCACAACCACAGCCACAACCACAACCCCACCAACAACUACAACCAUCACAACUGCAACCACAAGAGUUGUAUCAGCCUCACGUUCAGCCACAGCAACACCCACAGCAGCAUUCCUCUUACGACCAGCAGCAACCACAGCACUACCAGCCACCAUCUUCGUCGUACACGUACGACGCGUACGCUGACACGGCCAACACGGGUACGUUCCCCACAUCCAUUGCACCAUCAGCUUCAACAGCAACGACUAUGGCAGCGCCGACAACAGGCGUUAAACCGGCUGCAUCCAUGCAAUCGCCAUCACCAUCGACAUCAGCACUUGCACCGUCGUCGGCCUCGGGGUCCGUGGGCGGCGCAGAGCUGGAUCUUGAUGCCCUGUUCGCCAGACGGGAGGAGCCAAGCCUUGACGCGAUUUUCACAACGCCGCCAGCAACCGCUUCAAACAAAUACACGGACACGGCCGCCACUGCACAGCCAACACAGCACCAGCACCAGCACCAGCACCAGCACCAGCACCAGCAGCCAACACACCAGCAACAGCAGUGGCACGAUGGGUCCUGGAAUGGCGCGUCCAGUUAUCAGUCAUCAACGGUAUCCCCUCACCCACAACAGCAACAACAGCAGCCGUCCUCGUAUUACGCGAGCGGCAGCGACAAUGCCUGGCAGUCCGCAGACCAACAGCAGCAACAACAGCAUCAGCAACCACAACAACAACCACAGCAGCAACAGCAACAAACGUAUCCGUACGCAUCAUACGUCCAACAACCACAACAGCAUCAUCUGCCACAACAGCACCAUCUGCCACAGCAGCAGCAGCAGCAGCAGCAGCAGCAGCAGCAGCAGCAGCAGCAUGCAUAUCCACAGUACACAUAUCCACAAGCGCAAGCAGAUGGCGGCUACACAAUGCCGUAUCAAGGUUACACCGCACCCCAACAGCCGCAGCAACAGCAGCAGUCUUAUUCUUACCCUUAUCAACAGCAACAGUACCCGCAGGUGUCGGCCGGGAGUUUGCUGGACAGCGAUUUGCCGUCAACGACAGACGGCGCGACGCUGCAGCCGACCAAGACGCCCCUCGCUCGACGCACCCUAAUGGACUGAACCCACGCACGCACACACUAUGUGUGUGUAUGUGUGUGUAUGUGAAUGUAUGUGUGUGUAUGUGUGUGUAUG